Molecule: messenger RNA, 1626 nt
Organism: Aaosphaeria arxii CBS 175.79
Lineage: Eukaryota; Fungi; Ascomycota; Dothideomycetes; Pleosporales
Exons: 2
Coding region: 1-1626 (541 amino acids)
Biological process (GO): DNA-templated transcription
Molecular function (GO): DNA binding; zinc ion binding
Source: RefSeq, a predicted model, not a curated record
AUGGAGUGUACAUACACAGCGCCUAGCCGCAAGUCAGCACCUAAAAAACGACGGGGCAUUGCGAAGGGCGAGGCUGGUGUCAGCGAUACACAAGGUCGGCUGGGACGACUGGAGUCUGUGAUCCAACAAGUCGCCGAGCGUUUGGAUGCCGUCGAAAGUAGAACUGAUGUUGAACCGCUGCCUCAUUACGAGGAGGCAAGUGCGGGUGCGACAGUGUUACCGUCAAAUAUCACAAGAAGCGAAGAUGACAAUGACUCUCCAAAAUUGUUGGUUCUACCACAUCUAGAGCAGAUCUUGCCAGUCAUUCAGAUCUACCUCAGAGAUUUCAACUCCGUAUUACCACUGUUUCAUCCCGAUACGCUCUUGAGGUUAGUGCACGAUUGUUAUAGUGUUGGGCCCCUUCAACGCGAUCCAGUAGCAUGGGCUGCUAUUAACAUCGUGCUGGCUCUCGCGCGGCGGCACGACUUAGUAGUCGAUCAGGAUAUCCCUUCUUCCGCCACAUGUCUUAGCAGGGCAGAGUCAGUGCUGUCGAGGGUAGUUUUGGGCAGUGUCCAGCUCCUUAACGUCCAAGUGCUGGUGGGCAUGGUGAUGCUGCUUCAGGCUUCACACGAUCUGAAGCCUUCGCUGAUCUUAAUUGCUACAACACUACGUCUCGCACACUCGAUUGGCCUGCAUGACCGGGACUACUCAGCGCACUUGGAUAUUCGGGAGGCAAGGCAGCGAGAUUAUGUGUUCUGGUUGGCGUAUAUCCUCGACAAAGACCUCAGCAUGCGCUCAAAACAACCCUCAAUCCAGAAUGAUGACGAUAUCAAUCUUGACAUGCCUUCGCCGGAAGUCCUCAACUACGACGAAAACAAGAGAAAAAUUAACAAAAUCCAAGAUGACCAAACCUCAGGUGUUAUCACUACCGUCGAUGGAAACCUGCAGAUGAAUUUUCUCACAGCACGCAUUCAAUUAGCUGCUGUCGAAGGCGGUGUAUAUGACUACAUCUAUUCAACGCGGUCUCGAAAACGCAGUCCUGAGGAACGGUCACGUGCACUACAAAGCGUGUCACAUGCACUCGAGCAGUGGAAAGCCUCCAUUCCAUCCGAGUUCAACGCCGAAGUGGGCUCAAAAAGUGUAGCUCCUAGUACGCGCCGCUUCCUAGGGAUGUUACAUGCUACGAGUCUCACUUGUACAACUCUUGUGAACCAGGCUCAUGCCUGGGAUGCCGGGUGGAUUGCCAGUAUCCGUAGGUAUGGUAGUCAUGGGAUUGCACCGCAGCUGCCGCCAGAGUGGGAGACAUUGGUAGAUGAGGCACGCGGUUUGCUGGUGCUGUUUAGGGACUUGAGAGAGACGAACCGCUGGAAUUGGUGGAUGACCGGGUGUGCGUACAUGACAGCUAUGGUGCUUUUAACAACCAACAGCAUGCACGAACCGAGACACAGUGAUUUGUCUUUAGACAGCGAUCUUGUGGAAAUCGGGUUGCAGACCGUUGGAAGAAUGGCGAAGGAGACCGGGCAUGAAGGGCUGCAUUCAUUCCAUGCUACUUGCACUGAACUGCAUCAACGGACGCAACAAAAAUGUGCCGAAGCGGCCAUCGAUGGCGAUAAUUUCGGUCGUUCUUCGUAUAUUUUGAAUAUCUAG